This is a messenger RNA of Schistocerca piceifrons (Central American locust), 1193 nucleotides long. RefSeq names its product speckle-type POZ protein-like. Gene Ontology annotation, biological process: regulation of proteolysis; proteasome-mediated ubiquitin-dependent protein catabolic process. NCBI's taxonomy places the organism in Eukaryota, Metazoa, Arthropoda, Insecta, Orthoptera, Acrididae. Gene Ontology annotation, cellular component: nucleus; cytoplasm. The coding region runs from base 165 to 1193 and encodes 342 amino acids. Gene Ontology annotation, molecular function: ubiquitin protein ligase binding. The transcript is spliced from 4 exons. The record is from RefSeq and is a predicted model, not a curated record.
GUGUGUGUCUCGCUUAUAACCGAUCGAUAGCCUCAGCCAGUGUGUCAACACACUGGCUAGCAUUUCAUUUGUAAAAGUCUGUCAUGCUUUCUGUGGGGAGAAUCCUUUAUGGACAGUAACCUGUGAGGGUGUUACCAAGUUCUACUAAGUUAGGUUCAGCAAAGAUGUCUGCGUUAAAAAAGAAUCCAAACACUCAGACGUGUGACUUUGGCGGUCUGCUGGAGGCCAGAGAUGUGGCGCUCAUAACUUUGGUAGUGGGAGAAACACACCUGGUGGUACACAGGUCUGUCUUGGUGGCCAAAAGCCCAGUGUUCGCUGCAAUGCUGACCCACGACACAGUGGAGGCCAGCAGCAGUCGCAUCGUCGUCACAGACGUCGAGCCAAAGGUGCUGCAGCAGCUGCUGCUGUUUAUGUACAAGGACUGUGUUCCUCAGCUUUGCAGUAUGGCAACACAGCUCUUGGUGGUUGCAGACAAAUAUUGCGUUCUCGACUUGAAGGCACAGUGCGAACUACAGCUGGUCAUAGAUCUGGCUGUGGAGAAUGUCGUGUCGAGUGCAUUGCUCGCAUUGCGCCAUUCCUGCCCACGUUUGAAGGAAACUGCUGGGCACUUCCUUAAGGCUAACCUCACCAGGGUGAUGGACACAGAAGGAUGGGCAGAGGCAGUACGAAACAACCCAGAAGAAUUCAUGGAACUCAGUCGCCUGCUCGCUUCGACCAGAAACACUUGUCAGGAGGAGAUGGACAGAAAACUACUCCUGGCAGUUGAAAACAAGAGGCUAAAGGAGGUUGAAGAUCUGCUAGCCACAGGAGCAUACGUAGGGGCACGGGAUGCGAGCGGGAGGAGUGCCCUGCACAGUGCAGCUACCACGGAAAUUGCAUCGUGCCUGCUGGAGGCUGGUGCGCUUGUCAGUGCGAGGGACAAGUGGCACCGUACACCUCUGCAUGCAGCCGUACAGAGGGGCAACACAGAUGUGGCUCGUCAGCUGGUGGGGGCCUCUGGUAAUGUGAAUGCUGCUGACUUGUACGGGGACACGCCACUGCACUUGGCGGCACAAUUGUGCAGCUGCAAUGUGGUAAAGUUACUGCUGACUGUGGGUGCAGAUAGGGGUGCUAGAAACAAUUUGGGUGAGACACCCUCGGAUGUGGCUGAGCGUUAUAAAAGUGAGAGUGUAGUAGUGGCCAUGCUCAGGUAA